AUGACUCCCCAAAAGAUUGAAGAGCCCCAAGGUCCUCAAGACAAUGGCACUUCUGCGUCUACCACUGUCCCUCACGGAUGCAUCUUUUCCUCUGGUCCCAUGUUUGAGGAGCCGGAUCUGAUGAUUGACGACGAGGAUCUGAUGAUUGAAGAGCGUCUCGAUUCUGGCGAUUCCCAGUACGAGAAGGCCCUGGGAGAAUUGGAGGCUGAAUCCAAGGCCAAAAAGGCAGGGGAGAUUGAUGAGGAACAGGGGUGGCGCGACUUUGUCGAUGACCUCACUGUCACAUGGAGAAACGCCAUCGAAGUUGAGACGAGGGCCUUCGAAGUGGAGGAGAAGGCUUAUGUACAGGAGAAACAGGCUAUUGGGGAAGAGAAAAAGGUCGCUGAAGCAAUGACAAAACUUGCUGAAAAGGCGAGAAAGAUUGCCAUGGAGGAGAAACAGAAAGCCUUGGAGGAGCUCAAGGCUGCUUGGGAACAUUUUGAUUCCCUUCGCGAAAAGAAGCAGGCUCUGCGGGAUGCUUCUUCGAGCGGAACUGCACGAGGCCGAUGCCAGCUAAUGGAUGAAGUGUACUAA
Messenger RNA from Fusarium pseudograminearum CS3096, 573 nucleotides. RefSeq lists its product as uncharacterized. The record is from RefSeq and is a predicted model, not a curated record. Bases 1 to 573 code for a protein of 190 amino acids. NCBI's taxonomy places the organism in Eukaryota, Fungi, Ascomycota, Sordariomycetes, Hypocreales, Nectriaceae. The transcript has a single exon.